UAUCAUGAUCAAUUACAGAUCUCUGAUUAACACACCAAUUCCGUUUCUUUGAAUUAUCUUGGCAUGCGCAUUAGCUAUCCAAUUAGUUUAGAGAUCAGUAGUUGUAUCUUGUGUCAUUUUCAUAGUUGGAAAUAUCAAUGCUUAUUUUUAUGAUAUUUACAUGUUUGUUACUUAAAUAAAUGGACGUUAUUAAGUGACACCGUUACUUUUUUAAGCCUUCAAUAAUCGAAAAUUGUCUCGUUGCAUAGUUACUUCAACAAUAUAUAUUAAUUUUAAUUCGAAAAAUAGUGCCAAAUAAUUGAAUUAUUAUUCGAAAUAUUUUAUGUAUAACCUAAAAGAUGAACUCUUUUUUUUAAUACCUAGUGGUAGUUUAAUUAACAAAAAAUUAGUUUCAACAUCAAUCAAUUUAUCGGUCAAUCAACUCAAUUGAAUGAAUUUUAACUGAAAUCAGAAUAAUGAAAAAUUGAAACAUAAAUUGUCGAAUAGUCAAAUUCUCAAAUCCAAACUAUGGCUCCAGUACCAUUAGAAGGACAUCAAACUCCUAUGGCUAAUAACAUGCCACAGGAAGGGAAUCGCGGAGGUUCCAUAUCGCUUGGAAUGCUAAUUGAUUUCAUAAUUCAAAGGACUUAUCAUGAAUUAACUGUUCUCGCAGAGCUGUUACCUCGAAAAACAGACAUGGAACGAAAAAUUGAAAUUUACAACUAUUCUGCAAGAACAAGACAACUAUUUGUUAGAUUAUUAGCGUUGGUUAAAUGGGCGAACAGUGCUUCGAAAGUCGAUAAGUCCGCACACAUCAUGGCUUUUCUCGACAAGCAGUCUUUACUAUUUGUAGAUACUGCUGAUAUGUUAGCACGAAUGGCAAGAGAAACAUUAGUUCACGCAAGACUUCCAAAUUUCCAUAUACCUGCAGCAGUAGAAGUUCUCACAACUGGAACUUAUAGUCGUCUUCCAACAUGUAUUAAAGAAAAAAUAGUUCCGCCUGAUCCAAUAACCGCUAUAGAAAAAAGAACAACAUUACAAAGAUUAAAUCAAGUUAUACAACAUCGAUUAGUAACAGGAAAUUUACUUCCGCAAAUGCGUAAUUUAAGAAUAGAAACAGGAAGAGUAACGUUUCAUGUGCAACAAGAAUUCGCCGUUUCUCUGACGGUAAUGGGUGAUGGAGCAAAUAUACCAUGGCGACUAUUAGACCUUGAAAUACUUGUAUCGGAUAGAGAAACUGGAGAUGGAAAAGCUUUAGUUCAUCCUUUACAAGCUAGAUAUGUUCAUCAGCUUGUACAAUCAAGGCUUGCUGAGAGUUCAAAUUCACUUUCUGAAGCAUAUUAUAUCUUACACUAUUUUUGUCAAUCUCUUCAACUAGAAGUACUUUAUUCUCAAACACUUCGUUUAAUUCGAGAUCGAUUAGAUGAUCACAUUCAUGUAGAUGAAUAUAUACCUGGUAAAUGUUUAUCAAUAUCAUAUUGGCGAGAAUUGACUGUAAAAGAUCCGAAAUCAGAACUUGGUUAUAAACUGACCGUUCAUGUAGACCAAAAUGAUCCUGCUAAACCUCUCGCUGUUGUUCAUGUACCUUCUUUAGGUAGCAAAGAAAAUGAAAUAGCUGAUCGAGCAAUAAGAUCUGAUCAAUUAUCUAUAGAAUGUUUACUCGUUCAUACUAUUUAUAUUAGAACGAAAACUAGACUUUCAGAACUAAAACAAGAAAUUCAAAAUAUACUUAAAGAUGUUGAUUGUACCUUGGCCGGCUCUCCAGCGAUUUUAUCUGUUCCGAUUCUGCAACCUUGUUUACGUGCUGAACUUCUUCUCAUAACUGUUGAUACACAUACAGGCAUGUUACAAUGUCAUGUACCUCAGUAUGACGUUCCACUUGUUCCAGAGUUGACAGCUGCUUUCAAUGGUGAUCAUUCGCGUUUACCAACAUUAAUUUCCGAAUUAAGAUUUUGGAUCACUCAACGACGAUGUGAGAAAACUUUACAACAUUUACCUUCUACAUCCCACGAGACAUUGCCAGUUAUAUUUUCACUUGAUCAUCCUAUGGCUAAAAUUAGUAAACACCACAUGUUUGUCCGACUUCAUCGACAUCCAACAGUAAUAUUGAUAAUCGAAUUUAAAGAGAAAAAAUCCUUUUCAUGUGAAAUUGAAUUUUUAUUUUACUUAGCUGUAGUGAAAUCUAGUUUGAUGGAAGAUGAUCCUCAUGAUGAAAAUAUUGAAACCGAAGUACCAAAAAUGUAUUUGAAAGUUCAGAGUCUAAUAGAAUUCGAUACAUUUGUUAUUACUCAUGGACCAUUUACGAGUGUCGACAGUGACAUACCUGAAAAAGGAAUAAAACGACGAAGUUCAGGAUCUUCUGGUCGUACUGAAGUAUCAUGUUCAUCACAAAAUAGAAGGCCAAAACAUCCCGCUUAUUUUAUUCCAGAAUUGGCUCAUGUCGUUGCUCUUUGUGAUGAAAGAAUUCCAUUUGUUACUUUGGCUCAAGAACUUACAAAACGAGACAUUGCGCAUCAAGGACUUCAAGUAGAUGCUAAUGCUACGGCUUUAGUACUGAAAUUAGUACAAUUACCAGCUCCAUCAUUAAAUUUAAAUGCUACCAGCGCUUGGCAAUCAUUAUUGAAACGAUUACUUAGUGUUUCAAUUCGAGUUCAAGGCAAAGGAAUGGCUAAAACAUGGCUAGCCGAAUUCGUGUUUUACAGUAGUCCUUUAACAACUAGUCAUCCGAAAGAACAAGGACUAAGAAGACCAGUAUAUUUUCAAUACGAUAUGGGAACGGCUGAAACAGUAUCGAAAACUGUAGAUUGUUUAUUGAAUGAUUGGGCACAAAUUGUUUAUCUGUAUUCAAUUGUCCAAGAUUUUACAGAAUAUCUCAAGAUUGAAAAGUAUAACUUAAGAAAUAUGGUUAGUAUAAAAUCUUACAGCUAUAGUAAAUUAAUUAUAGCUUAUGGUCCUAAUCGAGGUGCUACAGUAACCAUUUAUUGGAGUACAAAUGAUAAAGCUUUCAAACUUAUUUUCGGGAAAAGUCCAAUGAAUACAUCGAUAAAUGCACACUCAUUGAUGAAAGAACAACUUGAAGCUCAUCUCAAUCGUCAUAAAAGCUUAGCACAAAUUAUACAGAUAUUAAAUGAAACUUUACAACCUCUUAUAUCUAUUAGUAAGUUACCUAUCAUACCUCAACUAGGUGUACAUAAUUCUAGGCCUCAAGUUCCAAUUCAGACUUUUACAAUUAUGCCUCAAUGUGUAACAUUGGUAAGAAUAGCUUACCAAGGAAUGUAUUGUUUAGAACUUAAAUUACGAGGUGGUGGACUUGUUAGUAUACGAGAUGGUGCAUACAGUCGAUUUGACAGAAGUAACGUUGUAGAUGAAUUUACACCUACUCAAGGUCUAAAAACAUUUUUGUCAAAAUAUGUAGAUGAAAGCGCUGUAUUUAGACGCCGUUCACAAUCUGAAGAUGAUAAUCCACCAUCCCCAGUUUCUAUGGACACAGAUGGAACUGGGGGAGUUGGUUUUAUGAGUCACCACAGAAGUGGUCCUCAAUCUCCUGCUCAACAACGUGAUGGUUUGAGAUUUCAUCCACCUUUGACACCUCCAUCUGGUAGUAACCCUCAUACUCCGGCUAGUCCUCAUACAGUUAAUAUUUCACAAGCGAAUCAGCAUCAAAGUUUUGGUAGCAGUCCUGCUACGUCUUUUAAUUUGGCAUCACCACCUUCAUUACCACCAAACACCCCUAAUAUGUUACCUCAUCCAUCACCUGGCUCAGGACUUGUUGCCAAUAGUCCUUUAAAUCCAAUGCAUGUACCAAGCCCGGCUGGAUUAAUGCCAACAUCAUCGCCUGGACCUUGUAGUAAUGUUCAAGUGGGUCAUUCGCCAGCAAGCUCUUUUAUGCAAGCUGGUCACAUUGAUGGUAGUCCUUUUCCAUCCUCUCAAAGUAUGGCUUCUCCUGCUGCAUCAAAUUGGCCUGGAUCUCCAAGUGUACCGAGACCAUCACCUGCACGACCUGGACAAAGUCCAGGUCAUGUAGCUUUACACAGUCCUCAAGCAUCAGAUCACAAAGCUGGGACUCAUAUAUCUCGAGUUUUGCCUCAAAGAUCUUGGGCUGGAGCAGUUCCAACACUAUUGACUCAUGAAGCUUUGGAUUUACUUUGUACUCCUUCACUUCAUCCUGCAGGUCUACCUGGACCCGAUCUAUCACCUUUGGAAAGAUUUUUAGGAUGCGUCUAUAUGCGGAGACAAUUACAACGAUUUAUUCAAUCAGAAGAUUGUCUAACUUCAAUUAACAGUACAGAACCAGGAGUUGUACAUUUUAAAGUUGAAACUUUACAAUGUCGUGUCGGUUUAAAUCCUCAACAUUUACAAUCGCUUCACAUUAAAAUUCAACCACUACCUGAGCAUAAAGAACAGUGGACUCCUGAAGAACUACAAAUUAUCGAAAAAUUUUUUGAUAUCAGAGCCGCUGCUCCACCUUAUAAACCUAAUACACUUUCAGGUUUUGGUCGAAUGUUAAAUGUUCCUUUGAAUGUUCUUAAAGAUUUUGUCCAAAUAAUGAAAUUAGAAUUAAAUUCUAAUAUGGUACAACAGCAUCAAUUUAAAUGGUCGGUUCAGUGGUGUUUAAGAAUACCACCUUCUGCGACACCAAUUGUUCCUACAGGAAUGGCAGCAGUUCUUGUCUGUCGAAAUAAAAUACUUUUCUUCUUACAAAUAACGAGAAUCGGAAUGCCUUAUCAAGGAGAACCACCAUCGUUAGUUUUACCGCUAGUUUAUGAUGUUUCAACAAAUAUAACACAACUUGCCGAAAAACGAGAUCCCGGUCCAGGAUCGGCUACAGCUGCUGCAUCCAUGCAACUUAAAAGAUUUGCAGAAUAUGCAAGUUUAUCUGAGUGUUCACUUUUUCCGGCGAUUAGAGAUCUAUUAACUAAUCUUACACUACCGUCUGAACCAUCAGUUAUCUCGCAGGGUCUCGCAUCUACAGCAAGUGGUCAAGUGACAUCUACACAACAAAUUCAGAGCCCAGCCAUGCAAAUGCAUUCAACAAUGACUAGUGUUCAGAGCCAACAACCACCAGGGCCUUAUGGAAUGCAGGGUAUGACUACACUAGGUAUGAUAGGAGUACCUCCACAAUAAAAACAAAUAUAUACAUUUUAUCUUUCAUUGACGAAAUUUUUUAUUCAGAAAUGAUCUUAUCGAGUUAACUAAACUAAGACUAUUAAUUUUGUUUGAUUUAUUAUAAUAAUCAGUCAGUGUCAAAAAUUGAAUGAAAAA
Messenger RNA from Cotesia glomerata, 5241 nucleotides. RefSeq names its product mediator of RNA polymerase II transcription subunit 14 (gene MED14). Gene Ontology annotation, molecular function: transcription coregulator activity. Gene Ontology annotation, cellular component: core mediator complex; mediator complex. The record is from RefSeq and is a predicted model, not a curated record. The transcript is spliced from 5 exons. Bases 508 to 5103 code for a protein of 1531 amino acids. Lineage: Eukaryota; Metazoa; Arthropoda; Insecta; Hymenoptera; Braconidae. Gene Ontology annotation, biological process: regulation of transcription by RNA polymerase II.